Oppia nitens is the source of this 1032-nucleotide messenger RNA. RefSeq names its product aquaporin-9-like. The coding region runs from base 61 to 1032 and encodes 323 amino acids. The transcript has 7 exons. The record is from RefSeq and is a predicted model, not a curated record. Gene Ontology annotation, molecular function: glycerol channel activity; water channel activity. Gene Ontology annotation, biological process: water transport; glycerol transmembrane transport. Lineage: Eukaryota; Metazoa; Arthropoda; Arachnida; Sarcoptiformes; Oppiidae. Gene Ontology annotation, cellular component: basolateral plasma membrane; plasma membrane.
AAAAUCAUUAUAAGUGUGAAAACUUCAACAAAAAAAACAACUCAUUAUUGCAAAUAAAAUAUGAAAAUUUUUAAAGUUAACAAAACUAAUAACGAAAAUGAUUUAAUUCAUUGGAAAUGUUUAUUACGAGAAUUGUUGGCUGAAUUUAUCGGCACUUUUAUGUUAAUGUUAAUUGGGUGUUCAGCUGGAGUGACAACAAGUAAUAAUCCAAAAAAUGAUCCAAACUUUAGGUCUGAUCUUUGGUCGUCUAAUAUUUGUUGGGGUUUUGGAGCCUUUGUGGGUCUUUGUGCUUCUUUUAAUAUUACCGGUGGUCAUAUAAACCCUGCUGUUUCAAUUGCAAUGGCAACAAUUGGUAAAUUUCAGUGGAAAAAAGUGAUGCCCUAUAUAUUGGCGCAAAUUUUGGCAGCAAUAAUAGCACCGGCAAUUAUUUAUUAUGUAUAUAUUGAUGUAAUAGAGUUACAAAAUAAUCACAUAUUAAUUAGAAAUAAUACCCAAUUGCAAACCUAUGGCCAUAAUUUAAGUACCGGUAAAUUUUUUGCAACAUAUCCACAGGAGUACGUAACACUAUUUGGCUCUAUAAUAGAUCAGGUCGUAGGAACUGCUUCUCUACUAUUCUCUGUCUGUGCCGUAACUGAUGAGAAAAACUUAAAUAUACCGAAACCUUUACAACCGUUUUGUUUGGCAUUUGUAAUCACUUGUCACGCCAUAGCAUUUAACAGCAACGAAGGCGCGCCACUAAAUCCCGCGCGUGAUUUGGGUCCCCGAAUAUUCUCGGCUAUGGUUAUCUACGGCAAACAUGCCUUCACUGCACUCAAUGGCAACUAUUGGUGGUCGGGUGGUAUUGUUGGGCCUGUAAUCGGUGCCAUAGUAGGUGUUUGGACCUACUUUUUCUUCAUAGAGCUUCCGUGGCCUAAAGAUAAAUGCAUUGAUAAUAUAAAUAGUGAAACAUUGCCUCAAAUUAAUACAGUUUUUUCAAUCAAUAAUGAUAUUGAAAAAAAUAAUCAUAAUAAUCAAACGAAGUCUCAAUUUUAA